Messenger RNA from Hermetia illucens (black soldier fly), 634 nucleotides. RefSeq names its product 60S ribosomal protein L26 (gene RpL26). The record is from RefSeq and is a predicted model, not a curated record. NCBI's taxonomy places the organism in Eukaryota, Metazoa, Arthropoda, Insecta, Diptera, Stratiomyidae. The coding region runs from base 121 to 576 and encodes 151 amino acids. Gene Ontology annotation, cellular component: cytosolic large ribosomal subunit; ribosome. The transcript has 2 exons. Gene Ontology annotation, biological process: cytoplasmic translation; ribosomal large subunit biogenesis. Gene Ontology annotation, molecular function: RNA binding; structural constituent of ribosome.
UGCACGCUGCGAACACGACCACCAGACUUUAGUACUUCCUCCCAACUGUCAAAGGCGCCUUCCUUUCUUUUCGUUUGUUAUUGCCGAAGUUGUUGAUAUAGAACAACAAAAAAGGACAAAAUGAAAUUCAACAAAUUCGUUACAUCCUCGCGCAGGAAGAAUCGCAAACGCCAUUUCACCGCUCCUUCACACAUCCGCAGGCGACUAAUGUCAUCGCCGCUGUCCAAGGAGCUCCGCCAAAAGUACAACGUUCGCUCCAUGCCCAUCCGCAAGGACGAUGAGGUGCAGGUGGUGCGCGGCCACUUCAAGGGCAACCAAGUGGGCAAAGUGGUCCAGGUCUACCGCAAGAAGUUCGUUGUUUACGUCGAGAAGAUCCAGCGCGAGAACGCGACCGGCACCAAUGUGUACGUCGGCAUCCACCCCUCCAAGUGUUUAAUUGUUAAGUUGAAGCUUGACAAGGAUCGCAAGAAGAUCCUGGAACGACGAGGCAAGGGACGUUUGGCCGCUUUGGGCAAGGACAAGGGCAAGUACACAGAGGAGACCACGACCGCCGCGCAACCCAUGGAGACUGCUUAGACCUAGGCGGAUCCGAGUGUACUUUGUAUUUUAAAUAUAAAUAAUUUCGAAAAAAGGA